CUCGCCGCCGCCGCCCUGGCCGGUCUGGCCGUCAUCAGCCGAGGGCUGCUGUCCCAGAGCCUGGAAUUCAGCUCGCCUGCCGACAACUACACUGUGUGUGAAGGUGACAACGCCACCCUCAGCUGCUUCAUUGAUGAGCAUGUGACCAGAGUGGCCUGGCUGAACCGCUCCAACAUCCUGUAUGCAGGAAAUGACCGCUGGACCAGUGACCCUCGAGUGCGGCUGCUCAUCAACACCCCUGAAGAGUUCUCAAUCCUCAUCACCCAGGUGGGGCUUGGUGAUGAGGGCCUCUACACCUGCUCCUUCCAGACCCGCCACCAGCCCUACACCACUCAGGUCUACCUCAUCGUGCAUGUCCCUGCCCGCAUUGUGAACAUCUCCUCGCCCGUGGCGGUCAAUGAAGGGGGCAAUGUGAACCUUCUCUGCCUGGCUGUGGGAAGGCCAGAGCCCACUGUCACCUGGAGACAGCUUCGAGACGGCUUCACCUCAGAGGGCGAGAUUCUGGAAAUCUCCGACAUCCAGAGGGGCCAGGCCGGGGAAUACGAAUGCGUUACUCACAACGGGGUGAACUCGGCGCCUGACAGCCGCCGUGUGCUGGUCACAGUGAAUUAUCCCCCGACUAUCACCGACGUGACCAGCGCACGAACCGCCCUGGGCCGGGCGGCCCUCCUGCGUUGCGAAGCCAUGGCUGUGCCACCUGCAGAUUUCCAGUGGUACAAGGAUGACAGGCUGCUAAGCAGCGGCUCGGCAGAGGGUCUCAAAGUGCAGACGGAGCGCACCCGCUCCAUGCUUCUCUUCGCCAACGUGAGCGCUAGGCACUAUGGCAACUAUACCUGUCGAGCAGCCAACCGACUUGGAGCAUCCAGCGCCUCCAUGCGGCUCCUGCGCCCAGGAUCCCUGGAGAACUCAGCUCCGAGGCCCCCGGGGCCCCUGACCCUCCUCUCAGCCCUGGGCUGGCUGUGGUGGAGAAUGUAGACGCCCAGCACAGCGCACCUCCCCUGCAGGGGGCCUCAGGCCAGGAGCAAGAGAAAGGGGGUGAGCAAGCGCCCUGGGUCUCAAGUGGGACUGAAGAGCUCUCAGCCACAGAGGAAGAAAGAAGAGGAGGAGGAAGGUCUUUUAGAGAACCCAUCACUGUGAGGGAUAACGCAAAAUUAUGCAUCUUUCUACAGCCAUUCUCGCCACCUGUUCACGAUUCCAAUUGUGACCCACCACCCCCAGCCACUCCACACCCCUCUCUUAGCUCAGGCUGUCAACUGGCUCGUGUGUGUGUGUGUGUGUGUGUGUACGUGUGCAUGUAUAUGAGUGAGUCUGCAUGUCAUGUAUGUGUGUGAAGGUGUGCUGAGGGAGGGAACCACGAGGCCUCCCUCUCUGGACCCAACUCUCCCUGGCCCCUGCCCAUUCCUGCUGCCUCUCUUCCUCUGGUUGGAGGUAGGUAAGGGGGCUUCAAGGCGGAAGCUUUGGCAAGAAGCCUGCCAGCUUCCCACCUUCCCAUAUAUGCACGAACCCCUGCCCCUUUCCUCCCUACUCAAGGGGCAGGCGGGCGGGCGGGUGGCAUCACUCAGCCUUUGUGAAUAGGUGAGGAUCUUUGUCAUGGCUGUUUCUCCCUGCUCUGUCACCUGCAGCUGCCUGCAGCCAGAGGCGCUAUCACUGACUCAGUGGCUUGAAACCUCCCUUGCCCUGUUCCUCCCCAACCCUGGACUUUCUGGCCCCCUUCCUGGGCCAAUCGGUGCUUCCAUUCAACUGACAGGCAGGCUGGUGGCACUUAUCACCUGUCUGUCUCAGUGCUUUGUCCCACUCAGACCCCCAGACUCCCCUUGGCCACAGUGGCACUCUCUAGUUGCCCUGCAACUGACUCACAAGCAUGGGCUCCCUGGCCACCUGCUUCCUUGCCUCUCAACCCCUAUUACCUCCAAAGGCUGCUGUGACACACACACACACACACGCACGCACACACACACGCACACAUGCACGCACACACAC
Molecule: messenger RNA, 1980 nt
Organism: Microtus ochrogaster (prairie vole)
Lineage: Eukaryota; Metazoa; Chordata; Mammalia; Rodentia; Cricetidae
Gene: Iglon5
Product: IgLON family member 5
Source: RefSeq, a predicted model, not a curated record